Molecule: messenger RNA, 471 nt
Organism: Meyerozyma guilliermondii ATCC 6260
Lineage: Eukaryota; Fungi; Ascomycota; Pichiomycetes; Serinales; Debaryomycetaceae
Exons: 1
Coding region: 1-471 (156 amino acids)
Source: RefSeq, a predicted model, not a curated record
AUGAGUGAUAAUCAGGUCGAUUUCCAGUACGCCAAUGAGUGCGAUUUGGAGAUCCAUUGCUCACCGUUUGGGUUAUCGGGGGUGUACAUUAAAAUAAAGGGCACGAACAUCAUGGGAAUAGGCUCCACUAUGGGAUUAAUUACGGGUUCCACCAAGGGCUUGAUACACUACAAUGACUCCAAAGACUUGAUAAACCAGAAAUAUAAACUCUAUGUUGCCGUGGAGGAAAAUAACACGCUCAGGAUCGACUUUACAAAGAUAUUUACACUUUCGAGCGAUUCCAAUGGUGGAGAAACAAAGAAAGAGGGUUUUGACGAAGCGGCACUCAAAGCACUGGUUGGUGCUGGUGGAGAAAAUACAUAUGAAGAGGAGGAAAUACCCACGCUUGUGUUUACGGGAAGAUGUCCCGAGGGACGUCCGGACAAGAUCGAUCCGUUUAUAGGGAUAUUUUCUUUUGAGAGGGAGGAUUAA